CUGAGCUCUGAGAGCGCUACAAUGUAACAAAAGCAGCGGGAUGAAACAGUGAAAUAACGCGCGAGUGUAUGAAGCGCUGCCUUCACGCGGGACCUGAUUAAUAACACAGCACACACACAUCGGUGAGUUUAGUGGUUAAAGGGCUGAUAGUGGAUCGAGCUGUGAGUGAGUGAGCUCAGGAGGACUGCGCUUACAAAUUGCCGAGAGACUGCCAGAGGAAUCUCCGCCGCAGCUGGACAGGAGAGAGACCGGAGGACCGGAGCGGGCCGACAUGGACGACCAGCCGCGCCUGAUGCACGCUCAUGCGGCCGUGGGGAUGAGCGGACACCCGGGCCUGUCUCAGCACAUACAGGACAACACCGGAGCCACCGACGGAGACGGAAGGAAGCAGGACAUUGGAGACAUUUUACAACAGAUCAUGACCAUCACUGACCAGAGUCUGGACGAGGCACAGGCCAGAAAACAUGCUCUCAACUGCCACAGAAUGAAGCCAGCGCUCUUCAACGUCCUGUGUGAUGUCAAAGAAAAAACAGUGUUGAGUAUCCGUGGCGCCCAGGAGGAGGAGUCUCCCGAUGCCCAGCUGAUGCGAUUGGACAACAUGCUGCUGGCGGAGGGCGUGUCCGGGCCGGAGAAAGGGGGCGGGGCUGCGGCGGCUGCGGCGGCGGCGGCGGCAUCGGCUGGAGUCGGAGCCGAUAACGCCACCGAACACUCCGAUUACAGAGCCAAACUCACCCAGAUCCGCCAGAUCUACCACACCGAGCUGGAGAAGUACGAACAGGCAUGUAACGAGUUCACGACCCAUGUGAUGAACCUGCUGAGAGAGCAGUCUCGCACGCGGCCCAUCUCGCCCAAAGAGAUCGAGCGCAUGGUCAACAUCAUCCACCGCAAGUUCAGCUCCAUCCAGAUGCAGCUCAAGCAGAGCACCUGCGAGGCCUUCAUGAUCCUGCGCUCCCGCUUCCUCGACGCCAGGAGGAAAAGACGAAACUUCAACAAACAGGCCACAGAGAUCCUGAACGAAUAUUUCUACUCUCAUCUCAGUAACCCGUAUCCCAGCGAGGAGGCCAAAGAAGAGCUGGCCAAGAAGUGUUCGAUCACCAUGUCGCAGGUUUCCAACUGGUUCGGAAACAAACGGAUCCGAUAUAAGAAGAACAUCGGAAAAUUCCAGGAAGAAGCCAACAUCUACGCGGCCAGAACGGCUGUGAGCGCGGCGAGUGUGUCGGCACAUGGCAGCCAGACCAAUUCCCCGUCCACUCCAAACUCAGCAGGUGGAUACCCUUCGCCAUGUUAUCAGCCAGACAGGAGGAUACAGUGACGGCCUCGCAGCAAACCAGAUGUACAGUCCGCAGGGCAUCAAUGUAAGGCGAGAAAAAA
Messenger RNA from Sinocyclocheilus rhinocerous, 1371 nucleotides. It is a transcript of the gene pbx1b, whose product is annotated as pre-B-cell leukemia homeobox 1b. NCBI's taxonomy places the organism in Eukaryota, Metazoa, Chordata, Actinopteri, Cypriniformes, Cyprinidae. The transcript has 7 exons. Gene Ontology annotation, cellular component: nucleus. Gene Ontology annotation, molecular function: DNA-binding transcription factor activity, RNA polymerase II-specific; DNA binding. The record is from RefSeq and is a predicted model, not a curated record. Bases 272 to 1312 code for a protein of 346 amino acids. Gene Ontology annotation, biological process: regulation of DNA-templated transcription.